UGUCUCUCUCUCACAUUAUUUCAUCAAAAACAUUAAAAGUUACCUCCACCAGCAUGGCAUAUCUUUUCUCUUCUCAUUUCACACCAAUGGACACAUAAUUUUAUAUUGAUUUCACACUUGUUCAGUACAGCAACCGCCUCCCCGUUGUUGUCUUCUUCACUAAUCCACUAGUCCCCCCUUUCUUUAUAACGAAAAGUUAUUAUUAUUAUUAUAAGAAUUUGAGUAUAGAUGACAGGGUAAUUAAGCUAAGGUGGUUUGUUUCAUGAGUUUGCUGACCGACUCUUUAUUCGGCGGCGCUAAUCUUUUUCCCUUUUAUUACUGCUUCCAACUAUUAGAAAAGUUCUUUCGUUCCACUGUCGACUCCCUCCCAACUUGUAUAUGUUGUUUAUAUAUAAAUAAAACGGUCCCUUUAAGAAACUCAUAUUUGGAAUAUUAUUAAAUAGUCAUUUGUUCUUGUCAACCUUAAGUUACUUGAAAAUAUUCAUAUAUACAUACAUGUGUAAUAUUUAUCACAAGGUGGCGAAUUCAAGAGAUUUCAUAUCUAGUAGUAGUAGUAGCAGCAGGAAUGUGUUUGAAACGAUGUUUUGGGGGAAUAUUAAUAGGGAAGAAGAGAUGUCUGUCAUGGUUUCUGCAUUAACACAUGUUGUUGUUGGUCAAGAUCAUAGAGUGAUGAAUCCCCUGCAGGAACAGACUGAAAAAAUUGGUGCAGCUGAUCACAAUGAUAAUCUUUUUUCUUGGGGUGUUGGAGAGAAAAGGAGACGUGAAGAAGAGCAAAUGCAGCAGUUCUUACAUGGGAAUCAUUCUUCUCAUGAUAUGAGAUCAUCAGGUGAUGAAAGUACAAGCAUUAGGACAAUUACCAGCAGCACACCAACUACAGAAGCAACAUUUAUAUACACUACUUCAACACAUCAUGAUAAUCAAAAUAGCAGCAGCGAUCAAUCUAAUUAUAAUAAUAACCAACCGCGAAGACGAUACAGAGGAGUUCGACAGAGACCAUGGGGAAAAUGGGCAGCUGAAAUAAGAGAUCCAUAUAAAGCAACGCGCGUUUGGCUUGGUACUUUUGACACAGCUGAAGCAGCUGCUAGUGCUUAUGAUGAAGCGGCUCUUAGAUUCAGAGGUAGCAAAGCAAAACUCAAUUUUCCAGAAAAUGUGAGACUUUUGCCCUCUUCAAUUCAACAGCCUCCAAAUAAUACCCUUUACUCUGUAUCUUCCUCGCCCGAGCCAAUAGUUCACACUUCUUCUCAGCAUCGUUCCAAUUUUACCGGACAUCCAUCCAGGGACGAGGAUCCUAUAGUUCAUACCUCUUCUAUGUAUCGUUCCAAUUUCACUGGAUAUUCCUCCAGGGACGAGGAGCCAAUAGGUUACAUUUCUUCUCCAUAUCAUUCCAAUUUUAUUCAUCAUACCUCGAGGGACGAGCCGAUAAUUCACACUACAUAUGAUCACAGGGUGCAGCAGGGGGCUUAUUUUCCAUUGGUUCAUUUUUCAGGCAGGUAAUACUAGUCAGAGUACUAGUGGAAGUGAUUUUCAUCAAGCUGCCACUUUUAAUUGGUCAAAUUAUGAUCAUCCUUCUUCUUCAUCUGGAUAAUUUUGUAGUAUCUUCCUAGAAGAUUUGACUAGCUAGUACAUUUUGAUGUCAUUAUUUUUAAUGUAUUGGUGUACAAGAAUUGGCCACCUGGAUGAGGUCCUUGUCUACUUUUUUGGUUUUGUCAUGUUUGAAAAUUUUAUUUUGUGCCUCUACUAGAUUUGUGUGAGAUUUUCUGAUGUCUCACAAUUUAAUGGAUCUAAAGUUUAUGGA
Messenger RNA from Capsicum annuum, 1795 nucleotides. Its product is annotated as ethylene-responsive transcription factor ABR1. Gene Ontology annotation, molecular function: DNA-binding transcription factor activity; DNA binding. The coding region runs from base 496 to 1494 and encodes 332 amino acids. NCBI's taxonomy places the organism in Eukaryota, Viridiplantae, Streptophyta, Magnoliopsida, Solanales, Solanaceae. Gene Ontology annotation, biological process: ethylene-activated signaling pathway; regulation of DNA-templated transcription. The record is from RefSeq and is a predicted model, not a curated record. The transcript has 2 exons.